This is a messenger RNA of Oncorhynchus kisutch (coho salmon), 8058 nucleotides long. RefSeq lists its product as uncharacterized. The transcript has 7 exons. Gene Ontology annotation, biological process: regulation of gene expression. Lineage: Eukaryota; Metazoa; Chordata; Actinopteri; Salmoniformes; Salmonidae. The record is from RefSeq and is a predicted model, not a curated record. Bases 3545 to 5425 code for a protein of 626 amino acids. Gene Ontology annotation, cellular component: nucleus.
UGGUGGGUGGUGUAUGCGCCUCCUGAGUCGGACCAGAAGUCCACUCCGAGCACCUCUUUUCUGCCUGGCGGUGUUAUGGAUCAGCCUCUGGAAUCAGUUCAAUCGCCUUGGGGUGUACAAACAAAGGAUCCGAUUCGGGAAAGUCGUAUUCCUGGUCAUAAUUCUGAUAAUGCUGGUGAGUUACCGCCGCUCUGAUUUCCAAAAGUUCUUCCCGGCAGUAUGUAAUAACAAAACAUUUCCUGGGCUAAUAAUGUAAGAAAUAACACAAACUAAAUACUGCAAAGUUAUCUAAAAGCUAGAAGCACAGCAGCCCUAUCCGUCAGCGACAUUUUCCGCGUCAUACCCCUCUGGGAUCGACCCUUGUUGUGCUUUACUCUCCAGAGCAGGGCACCGUUCAAAAGAGUGAUCAAUGGGGUAGCAUUGAGUGUAGAGGUUGAUCAAAUAAAUAAAAAAUAUUCCUGGUGUUUGACGCCCAGUUUGGUGAGACAUAGACCUGGUGGCAAUGGCAAGACUGAGAAUAAUCUGUCUUGAUGAGCUUUGAUACAGAGUUUCUCCCUGGUAAGGUAAUAUUUGUUAUUUUGUGAGGGCCUAGGUUCUGAACCUGGCCUAGGUUUCGGACAUGUUGCAGCAGUGUGAUCCCACAAUGUGAGAUAUGUGCAGGAUGGCAUAGUCAGAGGGAGUUUAAAGUUGGGAUAGAGAAUGCCUGGGGACCAGAAUUUUUUAAAAUACACUGGAACAAGACAGUGUUUCAUUCUGGAAAUGGUCCUAUACAAGCCGAAAUGUUGAAUAAAAUUAUAUUUGAACUUACUCUUUCAAUUUUCCGUGGUCCUUCGAGACAAAAUAUUCACAGGAAAGUAUUAUUUACCUGACUUGUUAGAGUGGUACUGAAGUAGACAUUUCUAUCACAUUUGCAAAAACAUGUAAACACCUGCAAGACUUUGGUUAGUAUGCAUGGUUUGCGUGUGUGUGUGCCUACGGUCAUGAGAAAAACAUAUUGAUUUCCACACACAUUGACCCGCGUUUUGAAGUUGGUUUAAUAAUACUUUCCUGUGGACAACCGGCAGAGUAAGUUAAAAUAUAAUUUUAUUCAACACUCGUUGUCUACAUAAUUUAGUGACUAGGAUUGAGAAAGCACUGUGUGUCAACUAUGGGGGCGCCCAAGAUAUACACUUAAAUAGUCUAAAUCGAUUCUCAAUUGCGAUGCGGUUCUAGAAACAAAGCCCUUUACUUUAAUACCACAUCAAAAUAGUUUCACAUAUGCAAAUUAUACACUUACUGUUUUAACUGGCUUUAUUAGAGUUGCAAAAAACAGUAUUAUUCAGUUACAAGUUUCUGGCAGCCUCCUUCCGUUACACACAGGGGUUCAAAGCAUGUUAGAUAGCUAAUUAGCACAGGAGGUCCUUCUGUCUUCCGUAAACAUGUGCUGUAACAUGGAGAUAUGGGCUGCAUUUCAAACUCAUAAAAGACUUACCCUCGCCUUAUGCUCCUGGGGGAAUCCCCGCGGCCAUCUUUGCCGUUGGUCCAAAUGAUUAGUCAAGCAAGGGAAGUUGGCAACGUAAGCCCCUCAGCCCUCGUUUUUGAUAGAGUUUGCGAGUGUACAACUAUGUUCACUCCGGGCCUGAAACGCCCCAUAAUUCAAUUCGCGAUGAUUGUACACUCACUAAGAAAAGUCUGCCAAAACUUAAAACCAACAUUAAUAUGGAGAAGUCAACAUACAAGUUGUCUUGUUUUGCACACUUUGUACAAAAUAAUAAAAUGCAGAACUACAGGAUAUUUCUUAACGUAGCUCUUUAUUAGCUAGCUAUAACUGGCAUGUUCACGUAUCGCUAACCAGGAUCAAACUGACCAUGACCUAACCAUUUGAGUGGUCUUAACCAAUCAUAGCACAGUAUGAUAUGGUGGUAAACUGCAUCCAAUUACAAUUCAGUAUGUUUACACAUAUGAAUAUUACACAAGUGUAAGUAAAAAAGAAUGCAACUAAGUUUGAAAUUGUCCUACUAAUGCACUUAAGGGCUCAAAUACCUAUCAUAUCAGUAAUUAUGUUUUGUUUGGUUAGCUUUUGGAAACGUUAACUUCCGCACAUAACUUUCCCUGAAAUCACAUACAUUGUAAUUUUCGAUUUACCUGACAUAACGUAUUAGGAUGGCUAACAUUCGAUGUCUACGGAUGCAUUGUCUUCUAGCCAAGAUAUGAAAUCAUCAAUCAUAAUUGACUUUAGUGCAUAUAAGGCACACACAACAGUUACCAUGAUGACUGAAAACACAAAGGUAGGAUGAAUGAGUGACAAAUUUCCGGGCAAGAGGGGCCCAUUUAAAAUUAAUUCAUUCUUCCCUCGCCCCUUUCCCUGCAAGUGUCAACUCGUGUCCACUUAAUUUGAGGGCUGAGGGGAGAGAGUGUGUAUUUGAAGUGUUUGGAAUGCAGCCAUUGACGUGUGGGAACACUAAUCCUAACCCUAUAAAGGCCUAUUUUAACCUUGUAUUAUUUUUGCUGAUAUGAAACUUUGCAUUCCUUAUGUUUCCAAAACCGUACCGCAAGCGAUACGUGUUGACGUUUAGAGUUAACAUAAAUUCUAUCAUUAAUAGGCGGUAGUUAAUGUCUAUGAAUGGGGUAGGGCACCCAUACAGCUGGGGAUACGAGGUGCUCUGUGAGAGAGACGAGUUUGAGUGGGGCAGAAAGUUUCCUAUGCUGAGGCAGUGAAGAGAGUAGAGGAUAGUCCAAGUGUAAGUGAUUUGACUGGGAGCCCCCAGUGAGUAGGCCUGAAGAGAGCAAUCCAGGAUGAGUUUUAGUGAGGUAGGAUUUAUUGCUCUUAUUGCUAUGGUUAUUAAUUGUCUGCACUGAUGGCGCGUAAAUCCCAUGAAAUAGAUGUGGCAGUGGCAGCAGCUGUUGGCCUGGAGUAGGAUCUGGUAGGGCUGAAGUAUUGGUUUAUGAGGUAAGUGUGUAUGUGUAGGGUUAGAUAGUGGUGCGAUUUAUUUUCCACCAUCUUUUCUGUGGCAUAAUGUGCAAUUCAUACUCCGACCUGUAAAAGACAGCAAGACAGUGUCAAUUCUGCCUGCCGGAAACUCACAGGAAGAAGUAAACCUAUGCUAGGACAGUUUAAUAUUUACCUUACUGAGUCUUUGGAAUAAAGUUAUUUAUUAUUUUCUAUUCUAUUCUAACACACUUAUUUGUAAGCAAGUCUGCUUUGAGCUUGAAAGAUGCUGAUCAGAGGAGAUUUUAUGUGUAAUGUAAUAAAGAGUACCGUAAUUCAAAGGACAGCGCGCAUUCCUUUUUCAUUUAACCACACCCUUUAAGCUAUGACGCCAACAAAUAAGAUAAUUUAUCUUCUGUGUAAACGGAAGUGAACAGGUGACUUAGAACCAUUUCCAAGCUAACGUUUUUAUUGUUGUUAUUUGGACGUUUAUUAACGCAAUGGAACCUUAAAAUAUGAUCAAUUUAACUGCACAUCAUCACAUACUUACCUCAUGUAGUCUUUAAUUCGCGUUGGAGAUAGGACUUGAUAUAUGUUAUCUAGGUAAUGCUAGCUAGCUGCAAAAGUUAGCAAACAAUGGCUAACUGUAUGGUUUUUCACACUCAAAUAGCCUCCAUCAUGGAGGUGCUAGCGAAUGCAGCAGUGGCAGAGAUCUGUAAAAUCGUAGACGACGACUAUGCAGUGUUUCGUUUGGAAAUUUCUCAAAGCCAGAAAGAAAACAGGGGAUUGCGGAGGAAGCUACAGCUAUUGGAACUAAAGGUGUCACGGGAGCGCGCAGAGAGGACAAUUCGAGAGCGCGUCCUCGCCAGUCGUCCCAGUAGUGUCAAGAUCCUCGACCGAUACAGAGGAAUGGCAAGAGGUGAAGGACAUCUUACUGGAGGCCACAGGGGCUUUGUGAAGCCAGCGGGACACAACGCGUGGAGAGAUGACCAACCCAUAGCUAUAGAUGAGGGUUGUGGAACCUCAACCCAGCAUGUUAUCGUAAUAGAGUCUGCAGAUGCAGAGGCUGCAGGUCCUGGAGAAUCGUCUCUCGUCAAGCAGGAGAGGACUGAAGGAGAUGACCCACGACACAGCAGAGACAUCCAGACUGGCGUAGUGGCUGGAGUGGUGCCCCCUUUAGCCACGGAGGAACCCGCUGCCCCGCCCCAGCCUAAGAACCGAUGCAGCAUCAUGGAGGAAGAGGAGGGUCCAGAGGUGCUGCUGCUGAAGGAGGAGGGGUGUGAGGAGGGUCUGAGGAACCCUGAGGGGACCAUGGUCAUGGAGGACAACCAGACUCCACCUCCUCCUGAACCCACAGAGGAACCAGCUGAGCAGCACAGGACCACACACAGUCUCACUGAGUCAGUAGACAUGGAGGAUGGGAAGCCUGAUCUACUGCUGGUCAAAGAAGAGACAAUGAAGGACGGACCAGAGAGCAUUGACCUGCGGAGUGGACUAAAGAUGGGGGAGCAAGGUGGUUGGCUGGAGGCUAACAGAGGAGACUGGGUGGCCAUCUUGGAUUCCCAGACUCUGACCGGUGCAGCAAAGGGCCCAGGGGACAACAUCACUGAACAGGCCAGGACCAGAAGCGACAUAGUGGAGUCUGCAGUCAAUGAGGACUUGUUGAUAUCCAGUGUUGCAGGUGGGAGAGACUGGACCUCUGAGGUGGCUGGUCACAAACCCUGGCCCCGGAUCAUGAUCAUGGAUCAGGAGCCGCCACUCUUCCUUCCUGAGUCGGAUCCGCGACAGAGAAUCCACCACCACACAGAACACAACCAGUGGACAGGUGGACUGAACAAUCUCAGUCCUGGUGGUCAUCAGAGAGACCGAGGCUCCAGUCAGGGAUCCAGUCUGCAGCCCAGACCCUUCUCUUCACAAUCUCAGUGCAGGGAUGAAGCAGGGCCUGGGGCUGAUAGAGAUGGACCCUCCUGUUCCUAUGAUACAAACACUGCAGUAUCCAUGAUGAACAGAGCAGGUCACCCUGGGCUUCAGCCUUCAGAGAGAGUGGUGGGAGACUCCCCUGAUGGGAAUCUAACAGGAAGUCUGUCUUCUCUUUCAGGACCUCGUCUAAUGCCUAGUGACUGGGUUCAUAAAAGGCCUGGACCUGGGUCUAGUCUUCCUCAGCUACCUCAUCGUUACCCUACCAACACAACACACAAUCCCAACAACACCCAAACAAUGGCUAGAGGUCAAGGAGGGAGCUCAAACACUAACCACAUGAGGGUGGUGGCUCCUGCUUCUACCUCCUCUGGUGUCAUUGGGUCACAAUGUGGGAGGCUGAGUAUUAGGACGGAUGCCGACAAGCCGUACGCCUGCCCCACAUGUGGGAAGCGCUUCGCUCAGGCAAAUUAUGUGAAGAUGCAUCAGACCGUUCACACCAAGGAGAAGCCCUUCAAGUGCAAACUAUGUUACAAGAGCUUCUCCUUCCUGACUAACCUUACCAGACAUAGGAGUGUCCACAAUGGGGAGAAAUCAUAGCAGUGUGGUUUUAGAUGUACACAGAGGAUAUCUGGGAACUAUUCUUUAGCUGACAUAUUAUCGCUAUCUUGUGAAGUGUCUUGGGGUAAGUCCAUCAGUUCAGUGGCGACCCCAGACAUUUUUCACAGGGGUGGCCAGAUGGGGCCACUGAAAAUAUUGGGGUGGCAGACCAAAACCAAAAGCCUUAACUGAAUUUCAGGAAUUCUAUUAUGCUGUUGUAGUAUAUAGGCAAGUUGAAAACAAUGUCAAAAUGAGAGUUAAAGAAUUCCAUACUUUGGUUUCUUAUUUUACAGUUAAUGUUACUAUUUAUCUGAUGUGCAUAGACUAAUACCGGUACAAUUAACAUUUUGAGUUCCACAACAAUCCUGUUUUAAUGUGUCAUGUAUCUGUAUAUACAUGUGUUUAGGAGAUUCAUUGUUCGUCAAAUAGGCUUGUUGUCCUUUUCCUUAAAAAGACAAAUAUACAGCUUUAAUUUGAAGUACAUUGAUUGUAAGGAACAAUACAUUUACUGGGAACAAGCCUACUCGAGUUUAAAAACACCACACAGAGGCCUCCAAUUAUAUUCAAUACAGCUUCAUUUGGCUGUUGCUGUGUCUUUUUGUAAACAAAAAUAUUAUAUUAUAUAUGUCCCAAAAUGGAAAAACAAAAGCAUAAUCAUGGACAACAAUAUACAUUUUACUAUAGCCUACUCACAACCUAUUCAUAUCCCUGCUUUAUUAGGCUACAUUCUUUUCAGUACGGCUUUAUUCACCUGUUGCUGUGUCUUUUGGCAAACACAUCCACAAAAUCAUCAAGAUUUAUGGCACUAGCCCUUCUUGACUCUACACUUAAUCAAGACUGUCUCGAGAAAUACAAUGAGUGACGAGCGAUUGAGCAAUUUGGGGGUGUUAACUUUAGCACAGAAAAACGGCGCUCACAUGCUGAUUCAAGGCUUGUAUCCCUUGCAUUAUGACACAAUUUUCAUCAGAAAAUCUUCUCUUCACCUCAGAGAGAAGCACAUCAACAAUUGGAAUGAAUGAACCUGCCCGAAAUGACUCCUUAUCUGUGUUGACCUGUCUUUGAACUAUUGGAGUGGAAAUGUAAUACCCUUGAUGUGCCCAAGUUGAAUUGUGGGGACUGUAAAAUAUCUGACAGAUGUUUUAUCUCACCAAAAACAUUGGUGAAUGUUACAAGGAGGCCAACAAACUUUAGAUAUAUUUGGGCUAAUAGACCUCUUGCCUCUACAGCUCUGUCUCCAUUUCUCUCUUCAGAUAUUUCUUUCGGUAGACAUAUGAUGGCUGGCAGUCUCUCCCUCGCGGUCUUGCAAGCAUUGUACCUACAUGCCCACCGUGUCUCUAUCAGCUGUUGUAACUCUCUCGGGGCCCCCUGAAACAUCUCCCUUUGUACCUCUAGCCACAUUUGGUGCACAUAUGACCCUGACAUACAGUUUCUGCAAAAUAGAAAAGAAACAAUAGGCUUCAGGGAUGCAUUUUACACUGUCAAACUAAUACUACAUUUAAGCAAUGUGCAUUUCAGUGAACAUAAAGCUAAUGGGGCCUCUGAUUUAAUGCGUGCUUGCACACCUGUGUCCUUUCCACUCAUGACAGAGGCACCAUCAUAUGCUUGCCCUACUAGGUGGUUUCUGUAGUCAAGGCCAUACUUCUGCAGUAUUUGUACAAUUUUCUGUGAAAGUGGUGUAGCAUCCUGGUGCUCUGCUGCUUCAAAGGUGAGGAAACUUUCACAUAUUGACCCAUUGUAAUAGUAUCAAAUUACAAAGGACAUCUGUUCGUUCUUGCUAAUGUCUUUGGUCUCGUCAACCAUAAUGCUGAAAGCCUCACUUUGUGCAACUUCACUAAUUAUUGAGGUGUGUACCAUUUCAGCCAUGCAAGCAAUUAUUUUGUUUUAUGUGUACUAUGCCCAGAGUAUGUUGCAUUUCUUUGACUUGUCAUUUUUCUUUUGACUAUGUGAUCAUGCUUGACUAGCAGUUCCAUAGCAGAGAGGAAAUGUCCUUUUUAUUCUGACCUGCAGUUUCUUUAUGUGCUCUCUGUGCCACGUUUUGCGUAGCUGUGAGGAGCAGGGUUUCUCCCAACAGUUUUAAUGUACUCUCUAUUUCCCCUCACUAAUUUAUUAGAUUCUGCAUUUAAGGAGGCUGAGAGGGAGCGUUUGCUUGCAGUCGGCUUUUCAUAUUCUGCCCAUGCUAACAUAGCAUUAGUAUGUGAUUCUAAUUUUUUUCAUCUUUGUAAGUAGCUUUUUUCACAUUUUUGAACCACUCUUCAGAUGUAAACACUGAAUCACCUGAGGGGGAGACUGAAGUGCCGGCAAGCAUAGCAGUAGGCAGAGUCUUUACUCUGAGAGUAUUCUCGCCAUUUAUGCGCACUGUACCACUCUUUCAUGAAGCCUCGUCUUCUAUCCCCCUGAAUGGUCCAAGGGAAAAAAUACAGAUGUGACUGUUUGGGCCCCUCUGCUCUUGACUGGGAUAUAUCUAGGAUGAAACGAGGCAAAAUCAGUUAUUCUGAUUUUAAAAUAACAAUAAUAACAUGAGUAGCUAGGCCCUCUCCAUAGUAAUUGCCGUUUACAUUUGUAAUAUCGGCCUAUAGACAAUUUUAUUCAGACUAUUCAAACUCAACUACCAAUAAACAUGAAUCAGAAGGCUU